Messenger RNA from Jaculus jaculus (lesser Egyptian jerboa), 917 nucleotides. It is a transcript of the gene Rergl, whose product is annotated as RERG like. NCBI's taxonomy places the organism in Eukaryota, Metazoa, Chordata, Mammalia, Rodentia, Dipodidae. Gene Ontology annotation, molecular function: GTPase activity; GTP binding. The transcript is spliced from 5 exons. The record is from RefSeq and is a predicted model, not a curated record. Bases 67 to 681 code for a protein of 204 amino acids.
AAGCAUGCACUUGCCUGGACUCAGUAUCGCUCCAGAGACUGGACUGGUUAGUUGCAGGAGAGAAAGAUGAAUGAUGUCAAGCUUGCUGUCCUGGGUGGUGAAGGGACGGGCAAAUCUGCUCUUACAGUAAGGUUUCUUACCAAGCGGUUUAUUGGAGAAUAUGCUUCUACCUUUGAAUCUAUCUAUAGUAAGCAUUUGUGUUUGGAAGGAAAGCAACUGAAUCUGGAAAUAUAUGACCCUUGCUCUCAACCACAGAAAGCAAAAUUCUCCCUCACCAGUGAGCUUCACUGGGCAGAUGGGUUUGUUAUUGUGUAUGACAUCAGUGACAGGCCUUCGUUUGCUUUUGCAAAAGCACUUAUCUACAGAAUCCGGGAGCCGCACAGUACGCUUUGUAAAAGAGCUGUGGAGCCAGUUGUGCUUCUGGUUGGUAACAAGCAAGACCUCGGUCAUGUGAGAGAAGUUGGCUGGGAGGAAGGACAGAAGCUCUCACUGGAUUACCGCUGCCAGUUCUGUGAACUGUCUGCUGCUGAGCAGUCCCUAGAGGUAGAAAUGAUGUUCAUCAGAAUCAUCAAGGACAUUCUCACAAACUUCAAACUCAAAGAAAAGAGAAGAUCCAGUGGAUCUAAGUCAAUGGCCAAACUGAUCAAUAACGUGUUUGGAAAGAGAAGGAAAUCUGUGUAGGAGGUAUAUGAAAUCAGAGAGUCCAACAUUCACCUGUUAAUUAUUCUUACCUUUGGUAUGCAGUUUUCUUGGAGAUGUGAAGUGUCUGAAGUUGAAACACAGCUAUAUUUUCAAACUUAUCAUUUUGGCGAUUGAAUCUGAUUAAUUCUGUUUAUCCAUAACCUUCCAUUCACUGUGCACACGAGGGUUCACUCUAUCUGUUGAUACAUUUUAUUGAGUGUGCCUUGCCAAGAAAA